This is a messenger RNA of Apodemus sylvaticus (European woodmouse), 1521 nucleotides long. RefSeq names its product mitochondrial ribosomal protein L15 (gene Mrpl15). Gene Ontology annotation, biological process: translation. Gene Ontology annotation, molecular function: structural constituent of ribosome. Lineage: Eukaryota; Metazoa; Chordata; Mammalia; Rodentia; Muridae. Gene Ontology annotation, cellular component: mitochondrial large ribosomal subunit. The coding region runs from base 66 to 953 and encodes 295 amino acids. The transcript is spliced from 5 exons. The record is from RefSeq and is a predicted model, not a curated record.
GCGGAGCCGUAAAGCAACGUGGAGCCUUCGCCGCCCGCCGGGCGCCCUUGAAAGCACCGUGGGUCAUGGCAGGCACGGCGCGCGGCUGCGGAGCCGGCCUGGACCUGCUGCGGUCCUUGCCGAGAGUGAGCCUGGACAACCUGAAGCCGAGUCUGAACUCCAGAAAGCGGGAAAGGCGCCCAAGAGACCGGAGAAGAGGUAGGAAGUGUGGCAGAGGCCAUAAGGGAGAAAGGCAGCGAGGAACCCGGCCGAGGCUGGGCUUCGAGGGAGGGCAGACUCCAUUUUACAUCCGAAUCCCAAAAUACGGAUUUAAUGAAGGACAUAGUUUCAGGCACCAGUAUCAGCCUUUGAGUCUCAGGAGACUACAGUAUCUCAUUGAUUUAGGUCGAGUUGAUCCAACUCAGCCUAUUGACUUAACCCAGCUUGUGAAUGGGAGAGGCGUGACCAUCCAGCCACUUAAAAGGGAUUAUGGGGUCCAGCUGGUUGAAGAGGGUGCUGAUACUUUUCAAGCAAAAGUUAAUAUUGAGGUGCAGAUGGCUUCAGAAUUAGCCAUUGCUGCAAUUGAAAAAAAUGGCGGUGUUGUUACUACAGCCUUCUAUGACCCACGAAGUCUAGAAAUUCUGUGCAAGCCUGUUCCGUUCUUUCUGCGGGGACAACCCAUUCCUAAAAGGAUGCUCCCUCCCGAGAAGCUGGUGCCCUACUACACCGAUGCGAGAAACCGGGGCUACCUGGCUGACCCUGCCAAGUUUCCUGAAGCAAGACUUGAACUCGCCAUGAAGUAUGGCUACGUGCUUCCCGACAUCACGAAGGAUGAGCUCUUCAGGAUGCUUAGCACACGGAAGGACCCGAGGCAGAUUUUCUUUGGGCUUGCCCCUGGCUGGGUGGUGAAUAUGGCAGAUAAGAAAAUUCUAAAGCCCACAGAUGAGGACCUCCUCAAGUACUACAGCUCCUGAACUGCCUUCCAGUGAAGCAGACGGAGCCAGACGGCUUCUUGUGGGUCUUAAAGUUUUGGGCGGGGCUGGUACCAGCCGUCACAGGCAGCAAGAGCUGUGCGGAGGGUGUGUGUUUGAAAAAUUCAAGCAGUGGCAGUCUUUAGAAAGGUGAUUAAAGGGGGCUGGAGAGAUGGCUCAGCAGUUAAGAGCACUGAUUGCUCUUUCAAAUGUCCUGAGUUCAAAUUCCAGUAACCACAUGGUGGCUCACUACCAUCCAUAACAAGAUUGGAUGCCCUCUUCUGGAGUGUCUGAAGACAGCUACAGUGUAUUUACAUAUAAUAAAUCUUAAAAAAAAGAAAGGUGAUUAAAAAGAACAAACUUACUUGAAAUCACCUUCUUGUCAGGGGUGGGGAGACAGUGUGUUUGAUAAAUGGUUUCUCUGUGUAGUGCUGGCUGUUCUGGAACUUGCUCUAUAGACCAGACUGGCUUUGAACUCACAUAGUUCUGCCUGCUUCUGCUGGGAUUAAAGGCAUGUACCACCACUGCCCAGCCUGACUUUAAAUAGUUUAAAACAUUUCUUUACUGUUCA